This is a messenger RNA of Phacochoerus africanus (Common warthog), 1745 nucleotides long. RefSeq names its product homeobox B8 (gene HOXB8). Gene Ontology annotation, molecular function: RNA polymerase II transcription regulatory region sequence-specific DNA binding; DNA-binding transcription factor activity, RNA polymerase II-specific. The transcript has 3 exons. The coding region runs from base 160 to 891 and encodes 243 amino acids. NCBI's taxonomy places the organism in Eukaryota, Metazoa, Chordata, Mammalia, Artiodactyla, Suidae. The record is from RefSeq and is a predicted model, not a curated record. Gene Ontology annotation, cellular component: nucleus. Gene Ontology annotation, biological process: regulation of transcription by RNA polymerase II.
GACAGUGCAAAAUAUGAAACAACUCAUUUGCAGGGAAGUAAAUCACCGAAAACUGUUUAUGAACUGGCAUCCCUUCUUCGAAAUGUAAAGCGAGGACCUCUUUAAGUGGCGCCCCCAACUACAGCCGCCGCCGCCGCCGCCGCCUCAAAAUUCAAUAAAAUGAGCUCUUAUUUCGUCAACUCACUGUUCUCCAAAUACAAAACCGGGGAGUCCCUGCGCCCCAAUUAUUAUGACUGCGGCUUCGCCCAGGACCUGGGCGGCCGACCCACCGUGGUGUACGGUCCCAGCAGCGGCGGCAGCUUCCAGCACCCGUCGCAAAUCCAGGAGUUCUACCACGGGCCGUCGUCGCUGUCCACGGCUCCCUAUCAGCAGAACCCGUGCGCCGUGGCGUGCCACGGGGACCCGGGCAACUUCUACGGCUACGACCCGCUGCAGCGGCAGAGCCUGUUCGGUGCGCAGGAUCCAGACCUGGUGCAGUACGCCGACUGCAAGCUCGCCGCCGCCAGCGGCCUGGGCGAGGAGGCCGAGGGUUCGGAGCAGAGCCCAUCGCCCACGCAGCUCUUCCCCUGGAUGCGCCCGCAAGCAGCCGCCGGACGCAGGCGAGGCCGACAGACCUACAGCCGCUACCAGACCCUGGAGCUGGAGAAGGAGUUCCUAUUUAAUCCCUAUCUGACUCGCAAGCGGCGGAUCGAGGUAUCACAUGCGCUGGGACUAACAGAGAGACAGGUCAAAAUCUGGUUCCAGAACCGGAGGAUGAAGUGGAAAAAAGAGAACAACAAAGACAAGUUCCCCAGCAGCAAAUGCGAGCAGGAGGAGCUGGAGAAGCAGAAGCUGGAGCGGGCCCCGGAGGCGGCAGACGAGGGUGAUGCGCAGAAGGGCGACAAGAAGUAGGCUCCAGCUGGGACUGCCAGGGCCGCGGUCGCGCUGCGUCCGCGGGUCCCCAGACCGCGCUGCUGUCGCCCGCCCCCGCCCGAGAGAGCUCUGGCCCCGCGAGCGGGGCCGGGAGCCUGGCCUCCCACCGCAGCGUCCCCGCCGCGCCAGUCCCCGCUAGUGGUAGUAUCUCGUAAUAGCUUCUGUGUGUGAGCUACCGUGGAUCUCCUUCCCUUCUCUUGGGGGGCCGGGGGCGGGGGGAGAAAAAAGGAUUUUAAGCAAGGACUCCCUCGCCCUGCGAGGAUGAGCGGCUGCGGCCUGGCUGAGCCCCCCCCUACGCCCCCGCCCCAUGUAAAAAGCCUCCUUGUGCAAUGGUCUUUUUUUUUCCUUUGAACGUGCUUCUUUGUAAUGACCGAGGUACCGAUUUCUGCUAAGUUCUCCCAACAACAUGAAACUGCCUAUUCACACCGUAAUUCUUUCUGUCUCCCUCUCUCGCUUUCUCUCUGUCUCUCUCUCUCUCUCUCACCUCGUCCUCAUUCCGGCCCCCCCCCCCCCCCCCGCGCUGCCCUCCCUAGCUCGCUGGCUUUUUCUCUGGCUUCUGUCUUUUCCUCCCCCCCCACCCCCCGCUUUGGUUUGACAAUUUUGUCUUAAGUGUUUCUCAAAAGAGGUUACUUUAGUUAGCAUGCGCGCUGUGGGCAAUUGUUAAAAGUGUUCUUAGGUUUACUGUGAAGAGAAUGUAUCCUGUAUCCGUGAAUUGCUUUAUUGGGGGGAGGGAGGGCUAAUUAUAUAUUUUGUUGUUCCUCUAUACUUUGUUCUGUUGUCUGCGCCUGAAAAGGGCGGAAGAGUUACAAUAAAGUUUACAAGCGAGAACCCGA